AGUGCAGGCAGUGCAGUAGAUACCUAGGGUAGGUGCCUACUGUAGGUACCUACAAGAUGUAGUGAUUGCUAACCACAUGCAUUGUAACCAAUUCAUUUGACGUUCUCAAUCGUGAAUCCUUUUCCACAUGUACUGUAGUUUUAACAUGUUUCACUAUCUUUAACCUCACUCUCUCUAACCCUCGCUUUUAGAAUCAAUAUUCAUUCCCUUCACUCUAUUUGUCGUUUUUGUGUUCUUUCUGGCUUCUAGGCCUAUCUUUUAGAACUAUUAAAUUCGACUCUCUCGUUAAACCUGAAUAGACAAUACAUGGUUCCAUUCCCACGCGAUCCGUUUUCGCUUUUCGAUUCUAGACUUCGGAAUACUUGCGAAUUUACUUCUGCGCCAACCUCCCAUCCGCCAACAUGGUAUUACAGGAUCCCAUAGCUAUACCGGCCGAGAUAAAUGCACAAUAUGACGCUCCCAGACGAAGGCUUUCCGAACCACCCGCGCCAUCCGAUGAUCUGCCCGGCUCGUCCAGUUCCUGGGGAACCAUACCGAGUUUAAGGCCGAAGCCUGGGUCGUGGAAAAUGGCAAGAAGGACUAUGGGCAUCAUUCUUUUACUAGUUACCGUGUUUCUCUGGACAGUAUCGAAUUUCCUCGCCAGCUCCAUCUUUUCCGACCAAACCUACGAUAAACCUUUCUUCCUAGUUUACAUUAAUGGGUCCAUUUUUGCGCUGUCCCUGAUCCCGAUAUCCAUAAAAUACGUAAUACAGAAUGGCGGCAUCACACGCGUGAAAAAUAUGGCGAUGCAGGAGUGGAGAAUACGGUACCGUGGGGUUGAGAGGUUAAAGACACAGGAAGAGGAGGAAGACAUCACGGCAGGAGAGCACUUACUUGCGGACGAUGAUGGAAGCUUCGAGAUCAUCGAUCCGGCAACACCCUCAGACAAGCUGUCGUUUGUGGAAACGGCCAGGUACAGUCUUGAAUUUUGCCUUAUCUGGUUUCUGGGAAAUUAUUUCGCAUCGGCGUGUCUCGAAUAUACGAGUGUGGGUAGCGUGACGAUCCUAACAUCGACGAGCAGCGUGUGGACCCUCAUUGCAUGUGCCAUCAUGCGCAUCGAGCCAUUCUCCAUCCGAAAGCUGGUGGGCGUCCUCGCCUCGCUCGCCGGCGUCGUGCUCAUCUCCACCGUGGACUUGUCAACCAAGGAUAACGACGACAAUCGCGGGAAUUUCCCGCAUAAGAGCCAACAGCAGAUCGCCAUUGGCGAUGCCAUGGCCCUCUUCAGCGCCGUAGUUUAUGGGCUGUACGUCGUUAUAUUGAAGGUGCGCAUGGGCAACGAGGACCGCGUUAACAUGCCCCUGUUUUUCGGCCUCCUGGGAGUUUGCAACUUGGUUUUACUAUGGCCGCUCUUCUUCAUCCUGCACUUUACAGGGAUCGAAACGUUUGAGUUACCUCCGAGUGGCAAUAUCUGGUCCAUCAUCAUUCUCAACUCUAUAUCUUCGUUCAUAUCCGAUAUGUCGUUUGCUUACGCUAUGCUUCUCAUGACCCCCCUGGUCGUGACCGUCGGGCUGUCCUUGACCAUUCCGCUAUCUUUGAUUGGCGAGAUGAUCCAGUACGAGCAGUACUCAAGCUUUGUGUACUGGAUCGGCGCUGCCAUUGUUUUGCUCUCUUUCAUCUUCAUUAAUCACGAAAGUCGUGACGAGGACGAGAAAGUUAAGGCGACCCCGGAAAGGGGGGUAUUAGAUCGAGUGGCUGAGCCAUGAAACAUUUGAAGUCCUUCAUGUUCAUGUUCAUGUUCAAUACAUACCUGGUUUAGGGUAUAUACGUGUGUUAUUUUUUUGAAGCGGCAGCCAAUGGAUAGGUUACUUACUUGGGCAAAGGGUUAAAGACUGAGGCGACGGCGUUCACGGUUCAGGAAUAAUUGUUGCAUUCAUAGAGGCUCGAAUUGGUAAAUGGGCCACUGAGCAUCACGUUACGUACUUACAUACAUACUUACCUAGGUGCCCACAUAGCAGGUAGAUUAGGGGUUUGAUAUUCGAUAGACAAGAAUACCCUUUGAAGUAGGUAUAUUCAGUAAAGCUGUUUUACUAUCAGGACUUAUUACAUAUAGGUACUCACCUGGGCAGUUAAGUAACUAACUUGUCUGGGUAGUAAAUAGGUAUUCAAGCAUUUAGAUAUGCGUUACAUGGUGGUAGUACAGACUUGAUCAUGUUCAUGUAUGGUGCCGAGGCGUUGGUGACAUUUCAUUUCAUGGCAUGGCUACCUAUAUUGUAUGCGGUAGGCAAGCCAUGCUUCAGAGUAUGGUUAAUUUAUACGAAGGACCUAUCAAUGAAAUUUUGUAUUAUCAAACUACCUACCUAGACUUUGGCUUCGGCCGAAGUCAGGGGCGUUGUUUGGCGUUUUCUUUGGUCGCUCUUUUUCUUUUUCCUCUCCUUUUCAUUCGUCC
Molecule: messenger RNA, 2425 nt
Organism: Hypoxylon fragiforme
Lineage: Eukaryota; Fungi; Ascomycota; Sordariomycetes; Xylariales; Hypoxylaceae
Exons: 4
Coding region: 402-1742 (446 amino acids)
Biological process (GO): regulation of peptide transport
Cellular component (GO): membrane
Source: RefSeq, a predicted model, not a curated record